Megalobrama amblycephala (Wuchang bream) is the source of this 3258-nucleotide messenger RNA. RefSeq names its product CWF19 like cell cycle control factor 2 (gene cwf19l2). The transcript is spliced from 17 exons. NCBI's taxonomy places the organism in Eukaryota, Metazoa, Chordata, Actinopteri, Cypriniformes, Xenocyprididae. Gene Ontology annotation, cellular component: post-mRNA release spliceosomal complex. Gene Ontology annotation, biological process: mRNA splicing, via spliceosome. The coding region runs from base 57 to 2813 and encodes 918 amino acids. The record is from RefSeq and is a predicted model, not a curated record.
UGUCGCAUUACGGUAGAUGUUUACGACAGUAGAGAGACCGCGUUUGCGGCAGCAUCAUGGCAGCGUACGGUGUGAGUUUUGAGAGCGCAAACAGCAUUAAAUCUAGAAAAGAGUCCAAAAGAGAAGAAAGAGAGCACGUUUUACAGCAGGCUAAAGAGAAGCAUGAGAAAGAGGAGAGGAGGAAGGCUGAGAGGAAGGCCAGGGGGGAAGACACCUGGAUGCUUCCGGAUGUUGACCUGCGACUGCAGCAGAUAGGCCAGGAGCAUUCAGUGAAAAACAAGAAAAAGAAAAAAGAAAAGAAAGCAAAAAAGAGUAAGAAAGAGAAGAAGAAGAAAGCCAAGAAAGAGAAAAAUGCAGAGGAAGAUGCAUCUUGUGACAGCUCUGAAGACUCAGAGGACGAGUGGGUGGAGGCCCCGUUUUCUUCAGGGGGCGGAGACAAGGCAUGGAAGGCGGAGCAUGAGGCCACACCCACAUCCAGCUCAGCCAGUACUAACCAAAGAGACGAAUGGAUGACCUUUGACUUCCUGGCGAUGAAGACGACCUCCGUGGCGGAGAAACGAGCGCAGAAAGAAGCAGAGAAAGAGGCGGAGAGGGAGAAAGCAAAGUCUAUUGAACAGGCUGGUCUACACAAGUUGGAGUUGAACCCUUACUGGAAGGAUGGAGGAAGUGGUCUGCCCCCAGAGGACACCUCCAGUACUGCGGUUAGAAAAGCUGGAGUGGUGAAUGAUGGAGGGGUGAGCUGGCUCAGGAAGUCGUAUCAGAGGAUGAAAGAGCAGGCCGACAGAGAACAGCGCAGCGUGGAGAGCGUGGUGGCGGAGAGAUACGGGUCCAUGGAAGAAUUCCAGAAGAGAUUGCAAGAGGCGGAAGAGGCUGCAUAUGGAGAGAGAAGAGGAGAGAGGGGUGAGAGAAGAGGAGACCGAAACGAGGGGAGAGAGAGAUGGAGGAGAGACGACAGAGAAGAAGGGAGAGAGAGAUGGAGGAGAGAUGACCGAGAAGAAGGGAGGGAGAGAUGGAGGAGAGACGACAGAGAAGACGGGAGGGAGAGAUGGAGGAGAGAUGACCGAGAAGAAGGGAGGGAGAGAUGGAGGAGAGACGACAGAGAAGAUGGGAGAGAGAGAUGGAGGAGAGGACGACAAGAUGGAUCUCCAAAUGCUGAGACAGAAAGAGAGCGAGACUUUGAGAGGAGUUCUCGAGGCCGUGACGAACGCGAACCGAGAUCCCGGCCGGAUCCAGAUGAGGAUCCGCAGUCUCAGAGACACGGCACUUCCUCUCUGUCCAGCCUCAGGGACAAGUUCCUCAAACCCUCAGAUGCUGAUGAGGAUAUGAGCGGAGGGCCGGGGUUGAGGAGGGGGGGACUGAAGGGCCUUUCAUCCAAUCAGAGUACAGCAUUCAGAAAACCUGUUGAUGAUGAUGGUAAUAGUGGUGUUGUAUCUGCCUGGAGGAAGAGCAGUGCUGUGCAGGACUCAAAAACGACGCCAACCCCACAGAGAGACACAGAGAAGAGCGCCGCCCUGCAGGACGAGAGCAAAACAACAACAGUCAGCAGUUCAGAGAGUGAGGAAGAGGAGGAGGAAGAGAUGAUCCUGACGGAUGAAGAGAUGAAUAAACUGGGAGCCAAACUCGUCAAGGCAGAACUCUUAGGAAACACGGCCCUGGUGGAAAAACUGAAAGCUCAGAUGGAUGCUGCCCGUCGAGCCAAAGAGAGCCGAGCUCAAAGAAAAGAGCAGACCAAACAAGUGUCUGCACCGACAGACUCAGAGAAGGAAGUGGUGCUGUUCAGAACCGACCAUUCGGGACGUGCCUGGCCGGUCAACGCCCCGUCGGAACCGCUGGAGCCUAGAGGAGGACGGAGGAAGCGAAAAGCGAUCGAGACGCAUCAGGACGGAGAGCGUGUGCGCUAUUUUGAGAAUGAUGAUGGUAUGGAUCUGCGAGAGAUGGUCAGACGGGAGAAGAUGAGCUCUGCGGAAGAUCAAAACGCUCUUUAUUCACGCAUGGCCGCCAAGAUGAUGGGCAAGACGGACGGUGAUAACUACACGCUGGAUGACAUGUUUGUGUCGAGUGCAGCACAGAAAGAGAGGUCGGGUCGAGACGAGGAGAGACAGAGGAACAAAGCCGUGCAGGAGACGCGGAGGUUAGCCGGGCAGAUGGAAAAAUGCCGGCACUGUUUCGACAGCCCUGAACUGCCAAAACAUCUCAUCGCAGCCGUCGGAACCAAGGUGUACUUGUGUCUGCCGAACAGUGUGUCUCUGACCGAAGGUCAUUGUUUGAUCGUACCCAUCCAGCAUCACACAGCGGCCACAGGCCUGGACGAGGACAUAUGGAGCGAAAUACAGAUGUUCCGUCGUGCUUUGGUCCGCAUGUUUGAGUCUCAGGAGUUGGACUGCGUGUUUUUGGAGACUCAUAUGAGCCCCAAAAGACACCUGCACAUGGUGUACGAGUGUGUGCCUAUGCCCAAAGAGCUCGGAGAUAUGGCACCCAUUUACUUUAAGAAAGCCAUAAUGGAAUCGGACGAGGAAUGGGCCAUGAAUAAAAAAGUUGUGGAUCUCUCAUCGAAAGACAUCAGACAUGCUGUUCCACGAGGGUUGCCGUACUUCUCGGUGGAUUUCGGCUUGCAGGGCGGCUUUGCUCACGUCAUCGAGAACGAGCAGAAGUUCCCACACUAUUUCGGCAAAGAAAUCCUGGGAGGGAUGCUGGACCUGGAACCGAGACGAUGGCGCAAACCGAUACGUGAGAAUUUCGACGACCAGCGUAAGAAGGUUCUGAAGUUCGCUCAGUGGUGGAAACCGUUUGACUGCACUAAGAGCGAUAGCUAGCCACUCAGAGACGGUGUGGUUUCAUUCUGAACUCUGAUUGGCUGAGCCAUCGCACCUCUAUAAAGACUUAUUCAUGCCUGAAUUUGUAUUUUAGUCUGUAUGUAUGCGUUUAACAGUCUAAUUUGGAUUAUCUGAAGAAAAAUCCUCUGGAGAAACUUCUUGUGUGUUUCAUUCAAAAAAAAAAGAAAAAGAUUUAUUUUGAGACCCUUUUAAGUUUUUUAUUCACAGAAUUUUUUGUUGUUGUUGUUGUUGUAAUUACAUAUCAACACAAGACAUUUUUGUUUUCCUCCAAAACAUAUUAAUUUUUAAUGACUCGUGUGUCUACUGUUGACUCUGAUGAAUGUGUGUACAACUCAGCCUCGUUUUACCUGCUCCUGUGCAGUGGUGAUGUAAAUCCUGCUCAAUUAAACUCAGAAUAAAAUAUUACAAGACUUGCAGCUGCUCA